Molecule: messenger RNA, 1869 nt
Organism: Scaptodrosophila lebanonensis
Lineage: Eukaryota; Metazoa; Arthropoda; Insecta; Diptera; Drosophilidae
Product: protein spitz
Exons: 3
Coding region: 573-1304 (243 amino acids)
Biological process (GO): epidermal growth factor receptor signaling pathway
Molecular function (GO): epidermal growth factor receptor binding; receptor ligand activity
Source: RefSeq, a predicted model, not a curated record
UCUGCAACCGUGCGUAGUGCAAAAUUUUUUUGCUCGGGAAAAAGAGGUUAAAUUAAAACGAAAUUAAAUUAAAUUUGUUGAAAAAACAUUAAGACGUACAUUGUGAAAAAAGAAGUUGCCUAAGCAUUUUUCUAAACACACAUACACUAACACACAACGAGCAACGAACUCCUCGACAGUGUAGAGCGACGCCCAAGAAUGAAACAGCGCAAGGCAACAUGAUGAAAAUUAUACCAACAACAUCCAAAGCAUAAGAGAGUAGCAGCAGCAGCGAAACGGCAACGACCCGAACGAACGGCUUACGCGACAACGCCACAGCGGCCGGCUAGUCUGCAGUACUAUAAGCGGGAAAUUACGAGGGGGAAAUUGUCAUAUACGCAGCCGCCGCCGCCCAUACGUUCCACGAAAGAUUCCAAAGAGCCGACUUGACGCCUCGCAGCAGAUAAUUGUUUAUAGUUGUAACGUAACGUGAUGUGUGCUUCUAAGUUAAGUUUUUAAAUUGCUGCAGAACUGUUAACCAAAUAAGCUAAGUUUUACCAAAAUCAACCAACCAACUACUCCACAUUUGUAAAAUGCAUUCCACAAACAGAAGAACAACAGUAUUUUAUAAGCAGAGCAACAACAUGUACCAAAAACUACAAAUGUAUACAAUAGCCGUUCUCCUUGGCUGCCUAUGCUCUCCGACUUUGGCUUGCUCCAGUCGCACAGUGCCAAAGGCACGUCCUUCAAUUUCAUCUUCAAUGUCCGGCACUCUGCUGCCACCAACACAGGCACCUUCAAUCAUCUCAACGACCACAACAGUGCGCACCACAACGACUACGCCAAGGCCCAACAUUACAUUCCCCACAUACAAGUGUCCCGAAACAUUCGAUGCCUGGUACUGUCUGAACGAUGCCCAUUGCUUUGCUGUGAAAAUUGGCGAACUGCCCGUCUAUAGCUGUGAAUGCGCCACCGGGUUUAUGGGCCAGCGUUGCGAGUACAAGGAGAUCGAUGGCUCCUAUUUGCCCAAACGACCGCGGCCCAUGCUCGAGAAGGCCAGCAUAGCUAGCGGUGCAAUGUGCGCCUUGGUCUGCAUGUUCAUUGUUUGUCUAGCCCUUUAUUUGCGCAUUGAGCAGCGAGCGGCGAAGAAGGCCUAUGAGCUGGAAGUCGAGCAAGAGUCGGAGAGCGAGAACUGCGAGUGUUGUCGUGCCCAGUGUUGUGGCAGUAUGGAUGAGGCACUUGUCGAACCCAAGCUACCCUAUCACAUUCGCCUAGAGCAUGCCUUGAUGUCCUUUGCCAUUAUCAGGCGCACCACAAAACUCUAAAAAGGAGAUACGGUCGGCAAUUGCUGCCUUCCACUAUUUGCUUCGCACCCAUAUAGAGUCAGUCAGACGUAGAUCUAUGUUUCUAUGUAUGUAUAUGUACAAGUUGAAUAUGCCUUAUGUGUGCUCCAAGAGAAGAGAGAGAGAGAGAGACGUGAAGAGUUGCAUGUUAAUGUAAAAGUCUAAUGAGUACGGAUUUUGAUUUUAGAGCUGUGCUGUAGUCGCUGUAGUUUUAUAUAUAUAUAGAUAUAUAUCUGUUGUAAUCCAUGUUUAGUAAUUUGUAUUUACUAUUUUAUGCCACUUGAACAGGAUUUAUAGACCCAAUUGUGGAACGCAACUCACGACCAGCAACACAAGUCUCUCUUGUAGUAAAGGGUCUCGAAUAUUUUUAUACUCGUAUGCUAAAUAUUUAUUUUAUGAUAAGUGCUAACUGAUAUUUAUACGUAUUACACACAUACGACACACUCAUACAUCCACAAAACACAAAGUAUUAUUUAUUACGAAGAGAAUACAAACGAGAAAAAAAAAUCUCUUAAUAAAAAUAAAUUUGCACUAUGUUAAAACGAUA